AUGGAUUCAAGGAAUACUUGUGAUUUAAAAUUGUGUCUGUUGUCUACUGCUGACGUGAUAUCGCUAGUGCGAUUACAAAGGAACGGACUUCAGCCACCGAAUCAGCAGUCAACCUUUAUUCGCAGCUCAAAUGGAGCUAUCCUAUACAUUAACCACAACACAAAUGCACAUAAGAUCAUGCUAAAUGAUUCGACAUGGUCUAGACAAGGUACAUGUGUACCACGACUUGUGAGUCCAGCACAAACAUGGAACAACAUUGUUAUAAACAAAGUUAACAACGGAGGCGAAAAACCAAAGCGUGUGAGAACAGCAUUCACUAGCAACCAAAUGGCGGAGCUAGAGCAAGAAUUCACUCGCACAAAAUACCUAGACCGGGCACGUCGCUUGGAGCUGGCGGAAAUUUUACAGCUCAACGAGAGGACUAUAAAAGUAUGGUUCCAGAAUAGAAACAUGAUAGAAAAAUAUAUUUUGACGGAGCACAUAGAAGAGUCUGAAGAAACCAGCACAACUGCUUCUUCGCCAGAUGUAAGUCUGCUUUCAGUAUAUCACAACAAUACAUGCAAUGUCCUAAUGGUUACUGAACGAAUAACCGCACAAUCAGCUUCGAUCAUGCCGACAUAUGAGCCACAAGCGUUACUUAAGCUUUCGGCAGCAAAUGGAAUCGUUGCCAGUUCAACAGGAGGUCCCGGGACAGAGCUCCAACAAUUAACGUUACAAGAGCUUGAGGUUAAUCAGUCUAUUGGAAAUUCAAUGCAAGCAAGCACACCACCUAUGCCUAAUACCAAUAAUAUGACCUAGGACUUAUCCUGGAUUCACAGUAUGAACACCGAAAAUAAAUAUCGACUUGUGAUUCAAGUAUUUCUAACCUGA
Messenger RNA from Bombyx mori (domestic silkworm), 870 nucleotides. RefSeq names its product homeobox protein Hox-D3a-like. Gene Ontology annotation, molecular function: DNA-binding transcription factor activity, RNA polymerase II-specific; RNA polymerase II cis-regulatory region sequence-specific DNA binding. Gene Ontology annotation, cellular component: nucleus. Lineage: Eukaryota; Metazoa; Arthropoda; Insecta; Lepidoptera; Bombycidae. The record is from RefSeq and is a predicted model, not a curated record. Gene Ontology annotation, biological process: regulation of transcription by RNA polymerase II.